UGCCACAAGUCUUGCACAAAGUUCUCAAUUUCGUGGGUUCUCUUUAUUUAACGAUCUGUAUUCGCACAUGUAUUUGAAAUUUGAGCUAAUGACGUCAUGCGCAGUGGGAGCUCACAGAGUUGCGCGGUACCCAUUAACGUCAUCUGUGACCCUCGUCGCGCUGCGGAUCAGGGCAGCAUAAAACUUUGCCACACGCAGCACAUACACAAACAAAUCAACAGCAACAGCAGCAACAGCAAUGCUAAUCCAACUCCUGCAGGCGCAGUGUGUGAAGUGCUGCUAAUUAAAGGGGAGGGGCGAGCGAGCAAGCAAGCAAUUCAAAUCAAAACAGUGCACAAAGCAGUGUGAGCGCCAUCCAUCCCCAAAAACCGAGAGCGCAACAGUUGAAUAUGCAGCCAGCGCAGCCUGGGGGCUACCCUAGCCGGAGCGGCAAGCCACAGGACUGCGGCACCUUGUCGCGCGAUGAUUUCGAUGGCGAUCCUGUUAGCAUUGAUGAAGUGGAAACGUGCCUGUUCCUAGGCAAUCUGUCGGCAGCCACACAUAUGGAAACGCUUAGAUCGUUUAAAAUUACGCAUAUCCUGACGCUGGACUCGGUGCCGCUGCCACAGCACAUUUUAGAGGCGAGCUUCCUGACCACCAAAUACGUGCAAAUUGCCGAUAUGCCACGCGAGGAUAUACUACAGCAUUUGGAGGCUUGCGUUGACUUUAUUGCCAGCGCUGUGGAGCAACAGCACAAUGUCCUUGUCCACUGCUACUUUGGCGUCAGUCGCAGCUCAUCCGCUGUCAUUGCGUACGUGAUGAAGCGCCACAAUCUGGACUAUCAGGCGGCAUAUGAGCUAGUGCUGGCCAAGCGUCGCUUUGUGCAGCCGAAUGCUGGAUUUGUGGCACAGCUGAAGCUCUUUCGUCGCAUGGGCUACAAGAUUGAUCCCGGCUAUCAGCGCUAUAAGAUGCAUCGUCUUCGACUCGCUGGCGAGCAGAUGCGCAAGGCAAAAAUAUUGCCGCAGAGCUUCCAUAAUGUUGUGCGUCCGGAUCCGGAUAUAACACGCGAGAAUCCCGAACCAAUUGUGUUUCGCUGCCGUCGCUGUCGCCGCGUGCUUGCCUCCAAGUCGAAUGUCCUCGAACAUCGACCGCGUGGCCAACCAAUGGCACCACCGGCCCAAGAUACCAUCGAGCCAACGGAGCCACGUUUGCUCGACCAGCUGUCGGAGCGCUUACGCAAGGCAUCGCUGGGCUCACCGAGUCAUGAAAAUACCGGCUCGAGCAAUCAAAAUCAAUGUCGCAGCCUGUUGUUUGUGGAGCCCAUUGCCUGGAUGCAUCGCAUCAUGCUCAAUACCCAAGGGCGACUCUAUUGUCCCAAAUGCGAGCAGAAGCUGGGCAACUUUAGCUGGAUCAAUGCCUGCCAGUGUCCUUGUGGAGAGACAAUGACGCCUGCAUUUUAUUUAAUACCUUCCAAGGUGGAGCUCUCCAAGGCCGUGCAGAAUGUGCAGACAACUGUUUAAUUGUUUAAGAAUUGGCGCUGUUUUUAGAUAUCGAAUUGAUUCGAUUUCGUGCAGCUUAUACUCAAUCUAUAUGUAUUUGUACUAUAUGUAAUUGUUAACAACAAAUCAAAUGUUAUAGCUAGCUAAUGAAAUUCGCAAAUGCUGUUUUAAUUAUAUAGUUUAAGGCCUGUAUGUAAAUAUACAUAUCUGAUCCAAAAUGAAAUCGGUUUGUGCUGUUCCAUAAAUAUGCAUUUGGCAUUUGUAUUUUGCAUAUCGCUUAUUGCAUAUAUCAAAUAUUAAUGUUAAUUAUUUUAAAUGUAUUUACAUGAUUUUGUCAAACACUUUUUGGAGUAUUUUGCGCAUUGUUGUGUGUGGACUAAACCAAAAGCCACUAAAACCAAACCGAGUAGAAAACCCCAUCUUCCAAACCAAAAAAAAAAAAUAAUAAAAAUAAAAACCAAAAUCAAAAUGUGAAAAUGUUUCGGUGACAAUAUUUAAAAUUUAAACUAUAAUUAUGCUAUAAAUGUAAUACUAAAUGAUGUAGUAAUCCGAUGUUAUAAAUGUUGUACUAUAUGAUAUAGUUAUCCGAUCUGCAACAAGUAUCACAUAGGCUACUUAAUUGGCGAUCAGAAACGUCUCUUCUUAUUCGAAAAUUGUUAAAAAUAUUAAAUCUCUUUCACGAGCAUCAAAUA
This is a messenger RNA of Drosophila grimshawi, 2170 nucleotides long. It is a transcript of the gene MKP-4, whose product is annotated as dual specificity protein phosphatase MPK-4. The record is from RefSeq and is a predicted model, not a curated record. Gene Ontology annotation, biological process: protein dephosphorylation. Gene Ontology annotation, molecular function: protein tyrosine/serine/threonine phosphatase activity. The transcript has 6 exons. Bases 390 to 1499 code for a protein of 369 amino acids. NCBI's taxonomy places the organism in Eukaryota, Metazoa, Arthropoda, Insecta, Diptera, Drosophilidae. Gene Ontology annotation, cellular component: nucleus.